GACUCGUCGACAACCGCCGGAGCUCAAGACCUUGCGCAUCCUGAGUUGGAACAGUGGAGGCCUACAUGCACAAGUAUUCCGUGAACUUGAGACAUACUCCAAGGAUGCCAUGUUGGACAUAGUCUGCAUUCAGGAAACACGCUGGAACUACGAUGCAAACUGGACAGGGCCAGAUUUCCAUUUUGUGCAUUCUGCAGGCAAAUCCAAAGAAGACGUCCAUGGCGGUGUGCUCAUUAUGAUCUCCAAGAAGGUCGCAGCCACAGCCGAGCUUCAGUUCAAUAUCGUCCAUCCCGGACGUUUGCUACAUGUUCGUAUCAACAAGGCGUGCUCCAUAGAUGUUCUUAAUCUGUAUCAGUACACGGCCAAUGACAACAAACUGACUCCAGAGCGCAGGCAAAAGUUCCUGAAGAAGCUCCACUCCACCCUCCGCGGCAUCCCCUCCAGGCACUCAGUCCUCAUAGCAGGGGAUGUGAACUCUACAUGUACAACACAGGAUAAUGUAUGCGGCAAGUGGGUUCUACCUUCACCAGCUCGACAGCAGGACAAUGAGGACUUGAUGGCCAUACUCUCCACAUAUGCAUUGACAGCACUGAAUACCUGGCACAGGCCUACGCAUGGACAGCUCGCGACUUUCACCUUUGGCGAGUCGGCCUCCCAAAUCGACUACAUCUUUUGCAGGCAAUGUCAUGCUAGGAAUCGUGCCAAACAUGCUGAGGUGCUACCACAGUUCCCUGUGGCAUGCUGGAGAGACGGGGCAAAGCAUCAUCCGGUGCUCGCCCAGAUCUCAGUCCCAUUCAACAAAUGGCAACCCCCUCCUACCAAGCCUAAAGUUGAUGUCAACGACCUCAUCUCUGACCUGAGGGCACCUCAAGAGGCACCACGACUACAAGCCCUGCGACAGGAGGUGCGACAGGGAAUCCACGCACAACAGUGGCCGGAUAUGGAUGCCCUGGAGGAAGGGAUCCUGAACAUUGCCAGCCAGCACUACCCCCAAGCACGACGACCGGAUGUCAACACCGAGGCCACCCAACAGCUGGCCAACAGCGCUAGACACAUGUGGGCUCUCUUUCGUGACAUGCGCUCUCAAGCAUUCACCGCAGCAGGAGUCUUCAAUGCGUGGCGACAAUGGGCGCGGUUCACACAGGCUCACAAGGUGCACAAAAGCCGAUCUCGAGCCAAAAGCAAAGCAUGGCGACAGGAUUUGCUACUGCAAGCGCAGCAGGCUGCUAACAGCGGCAACAUGCACCAGGUCUGGACGGUGGUUAAAGCCCUGGCACCCAAAACCAAGCGCAAGACCCUGCAAUUGUACAGGAAUGGACACAUUAUGGCACCCGAGGCAGAAUUAAACUGGAUUAUCUCUGAGUUUGGAGAUAGAUAUGGGGCGAGACAAGCACCCCAGGCAGCAGGCAAGCCCAGAGAACAACAUCCGGUCCAGAUCUCAGCCAGCGCCUUGCAAUUUGAACUCGAUCACCUACCAGUUCGCAAGGCGGUACCUUCCGAUGCAGCUCCUUCGGCUGUGUGGAAAGCAUGCUCCUUGGAGGUGGCUGACUUUAUCACAAGCCAGAUAAAUCAACGAUGGCGACAGGAAACGCUUGCUGUACCGCAACGAUGGGCUGACGCCUCAGUUGCAUUGCUGCCCAAGCCGAAGAAUAAGAAUGAUGCACCUUUGGAUUGGAGGCCAAUUGGCCUUCAGCAUCCGGUUGGAAAAAGUAUCAUGCGACUGGUUAUCGCGAAGGCAAAGGACCACAUUCAUCAACUGGUCCAGGAAUGGCCCCAAUGUGCAUAUGUCCCACACAGGAGCACAACUACGGCCCUCAAACGGGUCUAUCGGCACUGCUCUUCUGUCCGGGCCGCCAGUUCUCAGCAUCGCUUAAACAUCCACCAAAAGAAAGAACAACUGGAGGAGAUCCCGAACUCAGGGGGACUACAAGUCUCCAUGGACUUGUCAGCGGCGUUCGACCUUGCACCCUGGAGUGCCAUCAAGGAGGCGAUGGAGCUAGCACAAGUGGAACCAUCAAUUCAAGAGCUUCUAUUGCAGUGGCUCGGGCAGGUCAGAUACCGAUUUCAACACCGGGGACUGGAGAAAGAGAUUUGGCCCUCUUGGGGCCUCCGACAAGGCUGCAUCGGCAGCCCAGUCCUGUGGGCAGCCUUCACUGCGUUGCUCAGCCGAGCCAUCGAUGCGAAAAUACAGGCGACCCGCCCAACCCUCCGAAUCGGAAGCUCACAAGACAAGUGGUGCGCUGAGCAUGCCACAUUGUAUGCUGACGACUCACACCUGCAAUGGGAGUUUCGUUCCUAUGAACAAUUCGAACGAUCCAUAGCCGAGCUUAGGAUGGUGUUUGCCGUGUUCAGGCGGAUGGGCAUGAAGGUCAACAACAGCAAGACACAGGCGAUCAUGAGCCUCACCGGGCCCAUGAAGCACAAAAUCCAGGCCAAAUAUGUUCGCAAGCCAGGCAAUGAACGACACCUUCUGUUAUCAGCAGGUGACCCUACGACAUGGAUCAUGCUGGUGGACAAAGCGGAGUACUUAGGCAUGAUCAUCUCAUAUGAUAGCUUUGAGUCGCAAGCAGUACAGCACAGACUUUCCAAGGCUCACCAACGACGAUGGGCUAUGGCAUCCAUACUGCAUACCAGGCACAUGUCGGUCGCCUACAAGCUUAACCUAUGGAAAAGCUGCGUGUUGUCCACCAUGAUGUACGCCAUGCAUUGUCUCUGUCUCAGAUCCAGCCACGUCCGGAUGCUGCAAAAGGCGAUCAUGAAGCAUGUCAGGGCCAUUGUCUCAGAUCAGGCUUUUCUUACUGGAACUACACAUGAGGACAUCAUGAUGCAGUACAAGAUUGAGUCAGCCCUGCAGCUCCUGAACAAAGCCCAUGGUCGGGAACUUGGUAAUCAGAAUCCGGAUGAUUGGAUGCUGGCACCGGACUGGGAUGAGGCCAUCUCCACCUCGCUAAACUUAGCGGCCGCGGAUGACGGGCCGAGUUCUGAUGCUGAACAAGAGAUUUGGGCAUGUCCAGUAUGUGAUGAGCAGUUUGUUAAUCCUGCCGCUUUGAAGAUACAUGCCAGAAGAAAACAUCACAUUACUGAGCAGGCCGUUGAUGUCUUUGAUAAGCAAAUGUACCAGGAAGACGAGGAGAUGGAUGCGUUCUUCGGGUCAGUCCACGAGAGGGGAGGACUUCAUCCUCUGGGCACGGAGAACUUGAGGAGUCCACCGAGCCCGUUCUCAACCCUAGUUCAAGCCCCAAACAAGAGACCUCGGCAUCCCAACGAAGAUCAGCGACAGCCACCUCGCUACACUCCGUUCCACUCACAGCGCCACCCGGACAGAGAUCCCUUGGUGUUUUCUUUGGCAAAGCAGGUGCUAAAGCAACAGGAAGAACUUCGAAUUCUUCGUCAGGACACGGCGUUCGUGCUCUUCCUGAAGCCAGGUCAAGACUCGAUCAUGCACCACCUCUUUCAGGCUGCAACGGCGUUUCGGGCCAAGCAGGAGGCGGAGCCACAGUGGCAAAUGGGGCAAAUGCCGCUGCGUAUGGUGUUGGCCAUUGCUCUUUUCAGGGAGAUUACGGAUCGCCUCAACGGCACACUCGCGAGCCAGGAGAAACUGAAGAGGGUGACAGACCAGGGCUGGCGGGACGACAAGGGCUGGCGGUUUCAGGUUUGGAACAAAACCUUAAAGCAUCUGGAGGUGGACAAAACCCGAGCACCCAUCCCGGACGACAAGAUUUUGGACCACCUUGCCACAAUCCUCCAGUGCCUUCGCCACCCCAUUGUGACCAGGUUCUGUUGCACCAGGAAGGUGACCGAGACGAUGAGCUCCGCUGCCACGUACAAGAUGGAUCUUUCGUUGAGGAGUCACAGUGCAGUAACCAUGUGGGAUACCAUCAAGAUGCUUCAGGGCAAUGCGGUGUUUCAACUGGUGGGAAUGGCCUACAAGACCGACAGUCUCGCCAGAAGCCCAGCAGAACAGCGGAUUAUGGACAUGCUUUAUGGCCGCCGGGGCUGA
Symbiodinium sp. CCMP2456 is the source of this 4000-nucleotide messenger RNA. The record is from the annotation of a GenBank genome assembly. Lineage: Eukaryota; Dinophyceae; Suessiales; Symbiodiniaceae.